AUGGGAGUCGCAGCUGGUCCGUUGUGCGUGAUGGCUAUGGACGACUUUGGCUUCUUCUCGGAAGGAUCCAGCUCGGCGGCAGCCGCUGCUUCGCAUGCUCAGGCGAGCGGUUCGAAAGCGCAAGCAUACCCGCUGCAAGGCUCUAGCCACCAUGGCUACUCCCAGUACGACGAAUCGUAUCAGUCACGAAGUUCGGCGCCGUUACAGCAGCAGCAGCAUGACUUUCACUACCAGCGCAGCUUCGAACAGCAGCAACACUACGACUACCAGAACCAUGGUCACAGAGUACCACACUCGCAGUCAGGUGGCAGCCAAAACGCACGCUCUCGCUCGGACAGCAUUAAUGCGAACAGCCAGAGCUCAGGGGGACCCGCCAAGCGAGGAUCCAACCUCGCAUGUCUCAAGUGUCGCGCCAUCAAGGUCAAAUGCUGGAAGAGCAAUCCGAACGACCCUCGGUGUGCCAGAUGCAACCGACUCGAUCUCUUCUGCGAGUUCCGCGAGCAUCAUCGCGGCAAGAAGCUCGAAAAGGUCAUCGCAGACGAGAAUCGCAACGUCGUGCUGACCCCAGAGAUGCUGAGGCGGGCACGUCACAGCUUGCUACGCUGUACCAGCUAUCCCCUCAGUGUCGAUCUGGCAGCAGCGGCGACAGCAGAUGGCGCCGGAGAUGCAGCAUACCUGGCGAUGCCGGCAACGGCCUCUGCCCAGUCCUAUUCAGCGAUGGUCGCCAAUCAGACCUACGUGGCAGCAGGUAUGGCAUCUUCGGGCUCGCUCAGCCCAGUCAGCUCCGUCGCACCUGCCUCGAGUGUUUACGACGAUGUGGUGCGUAUCAACGCAUGUAGCUGGGCAGAUGCCUGCUACCUCUUUGGCCUCUUCAUGACGCAGCUCAAUCCCAUCGCAGCACUGCUCGAGCCAAGCCUGCACACAGUUCAGUACGUGCGUGAACAGUCUCCCAUCCUCUUCUCUACCAUUCUCGGCAUCUCGAGCCGCUUCUUCCGACCCGACCUUCUUCCACAAUGCCAAUCAGCAGCGGCGGCCAUUCUCAAGCAUGCGUCCAGUCGUCCACUUUGCAGCGUCGACCACAUUCAGGCUCUCGUGGUCACCGCCAUCUGGGCUGCUCCAGGUGACCCAUCCACCACCGAGACCAUCGCCUCUGCCGUCGCGUAUGCGUACGAGCUAGGACUUCCGUUCUGUUUCGAGACUGGCAUGAGCGUCGCCUCCGCCACCAACCCAUACGCGCCCACUCUGCCGCCGCAUCUCCUGCAAGGCAGUCAUCAGACCACCAUCCUACGCAUGCAGCAGCGCACCUGGAUUCAACUCUGCCUUCUCGAACUGAGCCAGCAGAGCGACUCGCGGCGCAACACAAUGCACAGGCGACCCGACCUCAUCAUGCAAAACGACCUUCCCAACGUCCGAGCCUGGUACGAACUCAAUCACUCGACCAUGUCCGCCUAUGACACCCGUCUUGCCUAUCAGCUCGACCUCGCUCUCUCGCAGAGGAGCUUCAACCGUCUCGCAGCUUCGAUUCGUACCGGCGCUUCUCCGCCUUCCGAGGGUGAGCUGAGCCGCAGCUUCGAUGCGCUCCUGAAGCAGGAGCGAGACUGUUUCUCGACCUGGUUCAAUUCGUACGGCGAAGAGUACGUGGCUCGCUACGGUAUGGAUCGCUACAGCAACGCCGAAGCCGGUUUUGUCUUGCUGCUGUACCGCUUUGGUCGAGCGCUGCAGCUCUACUCGGCUGCCUGCUCGAAUUCGGCUGGCUACGGCAUGAUUUCGCAGCUGCGCGAUCGCUGGUUCGCCACUGCCACCGAGCUAGCAUUCAAGGUGCUCGACUUCCUGAUCGCCAAGGUGCUCGAUAAGGACGCCACGCCAUCGUCCAUGCUUCGUUUCAGCCCGCAGUACAUGGCGUCUGGCUGUCUCUCAGCCGCUCGAUGGCUCCUGCCUGCCGAUUCUCACCAGCAGGCGCAGGGUCGCCAUUCGAGUUCGACAAAGGAAGGCGCUCGAGAGCGUCUAAGCGAGAUCAUCCGGCUGCUCGCGCUGCCGCAGUUCUAUCCGGACGGCAACCGCGUGCCGACCUCGAGCGAGAUCAUCGGACAGCUCGAUCAGGCGCUUCGGUCCUUGAUGGGCGAUGCGGGCAUGCUGAUCGCCUACGGUGGUACCAGUCCGAAGCGAGCACGCGCUCAGGAGGGCGACGAAGCGAAUUCGUAUUCAGCUGCCAAGCCCGGCAAGGACGGCUACAACAGAGACGAGGGUCAGGGCCGCAAGCAGCGCAGGCGCACAUCGAACGCCUCGCUGGCUCGCAUCGAGCUCGGCGCUGUCGGCAGUCGAGGCUUGACCACGGCUGGAUCGGCUGGAUCGGAUCGUGUUGGCUCCGAGUGGUCACCGCAUCUAACGGCAGACCGAUGGAAUGCUGGAUCCCAGGACGGCACAGGUCUGAACGUGGAUUCUCACUGGCCUUCGUCACUGCUGAGUAUGUCCGGCACCGCCUCAACGAGUGCUCAGAAUGGAGCUGGGUCGUGGACGCCCCGAUCCGAAGGCGCUUUGUCCAACGUCGCCUUGGUGUCGUCCUCCAUCUCACCACCCGCCUCUGCCAGCUCCGCCGUCUUCUCCGUCUCGUCAACAGCCCUUCCGGACCACGUGGAUCUUGGCCUUGGCGCCAUCGCCAACGGGCCGUACGGCUAUGCUGGCUCAACAUCGUCCAUAUCGACCCCGUCUCUGCCUCUGCCCGCCUCGGCCGGCGCACACAACCAGCAGGCACGAAGCUACGACCGCGCCUACGUGCCGUCUCACUUCAUCAACCAGGCAUACCCUGCCAGCAACGUGCUGUUCCAAGGCGAGCCGGGCUUGUCCAACGGUGGAGUGGGCCAGUAUCAGGACGCAGGUGCGCUUUCGUCUUUUCCGUUGGCGAGGGACAACACGGCCACGCAGCAGUACAGCGGGGCGACCCACAGUCGGUACGCGGACAACGCGCUGCCCUCGUCUGCCGAUUUGGACGCCUCGCUCUCGAUUGGCCUCGCGCCCAGCUAUGGCAGCUCAAACGAUGGACCUCACUAG
Messenger RNA from Kalmanozyma brasiliensis GHG001, 3048 nucleotides. Its product is annotated as Zn(2)-C6 fungal-type DNA-binding domain protein. Bases 1 to 3048 code for a protein of 1015 amino acids. Lineage: Eukaryota; Fungi; Basidiomycota; Ustilaginomycetes; Ustilaginales. The transcript has a single exon. Gene Ontology annotation, cellular component: nucleus. The record is from RefSeq and is a predicted model, not a curated record. Gene Ontology annotation, biological process: regulation of DNA-templated transcription. Gene Ontology annotation, molecular function: DNA-binding transcription factor activity, RNA polymerase II-specific; transcription cis-regulatory region binding; zinc ion binding.